Messenger RNA from Larimichthys crocea (large yellow croaker), 3374 nucleotides. It is a transcript of the gene slc38a9, whose product is annotated as solute carrier family 38 member 9. Gene Ontology annotation, biological process: amino acid transmembrane transport. Bases 378 to 2108 code for a protein of 576 amino acids. Gene Ontology annotation, cellular component: lysosomal membrane. NCBI's taxonomy places the organism in Eukaryota, Metazoa, Chordata, Actinopteri, Sciaenidae. The transcript is spliced from 16 exons. The record is from RefSeq and is a predicted model, not a curated record. Gene Ontology annotation, molecular function: L-amino acid transmembrane transporter activity.
AGAAGGAGGAAGAAGCAGAAGAAGAAGCAGAAGCAGAAGUACAAAGCGCAGAAGAAGAAAAGCAGAAGUAUCCAGCAGCAACAACAACACGGAGCCUCAGCUCGGCUCGCUUCGGCUCUCACAGGAAACACACUUUAAUGUUCCACUUCCUCCGCACUCGUACUGACGUAGUGGACUGGCUGUUAGGUGUGUUUGAACUCUUUCAGCGGCUCGUGUCAGUCGCUUCUCGGUAAUCUGACCUGCUGCUCGGACACUCGCGGACACGGCGAGCCUGUGAUGCGCUGAAGACACCGGGAAGGAGGAAGGAGGACGACACCGCACACGGUACACGUCAGGUGAUGACAGUUGAGAAGCUUUAGCUGCAAGUCAGAGAUAUCAUGGAGGACGACUGCAGGCCUCUGCUGAGCUCAGAGCAGCCUGUAGAGGGCUACUCACACAGAGGCUCCACAGACUCACUGGACUUCAAGGCUAAAAGGCCUUUCCAUGUCGAGCCCAGGAACAUCGUAGAUGAUGACCCACAGGAGAGAGUCUCUGCUGAGGCUGCAAUUCUCAACAGUAGAGUCCAUUACUACGGCCGACUCACAAACUCUUCUGACAGACUGCUAAGUCCUCCAAACCAUGUGAUCCCAGGGCCAGAGGAGAUCUACAUCUACAGCCCACUGGGUACAGCUUUCAAGGUGACAGGCACUGACCCCUCCUCUAAAAACCCCAGUAUCAUCACCAUAUUUGCUAUAUGGAACACAAUGAUGGGCACAUCCAUACUCAGCAUACCAUGGGGUAUAAAACAGGCAGGCUUCACUCUUGGGAUCCUCAUCCUCAUCUUCACAGGCCUGCUAAUGCUCUACUGUUGUUACAUCGUCCUCAAAUCACCCAAGGCAAUACACUUUUCUGCUACACUACUUCAACUUCGCUCAACACGUCAACUUUCUGUCACCUACGUGGACACAUCCGAUUGGGAAUUCCCUGAUGUUUGUAGGUACUACUUUGGCAAGUUUGGCCAGUGGUCCAGCUUGGUCUUCUCGAUGGUGUCACUAAUUGGAGCCAUGGUGGUUUACUGGGUCCUCAUGUCCAAUUUCCUCUACAACACAGGGCAAUUUAUCUACAACUAUGCUCACAAUGCCAGUGUGUCAAAUUCACAGUUUGGAACCAAUGGCUCUGAUAAAGUCAUUUGCCCAUACCCAAACACUGACCCUGGUGGGAACGUCACCAUCGUUGCACUUUACCUCGGUAACAGUGCAAAUGAUACUUCUGAUGUCAGCACUUUUGAACACUGGUGGAGCAAAACCAACACUGUCCCCUUUUACCUCGUCAUCCUCCUGCUGCCACUACUCUGCUUCCGCUCAGCUUCCUUUUUUGCAAGGUUCACCUUCCUGGGUACCAUAUCAGUGAUCUACCUGAUUGCACUGGUCACUCUUAAAGCUGUGCGCCUUGGCUUCCAUCUGGAGUUCCACUGGUUUGACCCAUCACAGUUCUAUGUUCCAGAGUUCAGACUGCUCUUCCCUCAGCUGACUGGUGUCCUCACUCUGGCCUUCUUCAUCCACAAUUGCAUUAUCACAUUAAUGAAGAGCAACAGGCACCAAGAAAACAAUGUGCGGGACCUGUCUGUGGCUUAUCUUCUAGUAGGGCUGACCUAUCUGUAUGUUGGAGUGUUGAUCUUUGUUGCCUUUCCUUCACCACCUCUCUCGAAGGACUGCAUUGAACCAAACUUCUUAGAUAACUUCCCCAGCAGCGAUGUGAUGGUCUUUGUGGCUCGGACCUUUUUGUUGUUCCAGAUGAUCACAGUCUACCCCCUGUUGGGAUACUUGGUGCGGGUCCAGAUGAUGGGUCAAAUAUUUGGCAAUCAUUACCCCAGUUUCUUCCACGUUCUGGCACUGAACGUCCUAAUUGUUGGUGCUGGUGUACUGAUUGCCAAGUUUUAUCCUAAUAUUGGAUCUAUCAUAAGGUUCUCUGGAGCAACAUGUGGCUUGGCUUUAGUGUUUGUAUUCCCUGCCUUAGUCCACAUGAUCUCCCUGAGAAGGCAGGGGCUGCUCCGCUGGCCAUCAGUCCUCUUUCACAGUUUCCUGAUCCUGCUGGGCGUAGCCAACCUGCUGGCUCAGUUCUUCAUGUAGAGAAGCAGUCAGACACAAAAUCCAUUCAGAAGCACAUCUUCAUCACGUCUUUAAAUCUUUCACAUGUAGCACAUGUAAUGUGCAUAACCCCCGCAGUAUGUAUUGUUUCAAUUAUGUCAGGGCCACCAGAAUAAUGAGCACCACCGCAGCCUCCACAUAGUCAGAUUUGCUGCAGUAAGAAUGAUUGUUGUGAUUUUUUAAAGUUUAUGUUUCCAGAGAAUAACAGGAUUCCAAUGUUUUGGUUUGGGCUUUUUAUCUUCAUUAUGAAACCCAGCCAGUGUUAUUUCUAUGACUGGAAUCUUUCUUAUAGAUCAUUUUUUCACGGUACUUCUACCUAAACUGCUAAAAGACCUGCCCAGCCAUGUAGUACAGACACACUGUCAACUGUGUUCAAACUGUGUUUGAUGAUAUGAGUAACAAGCUAGCAGAAACUCUCCAGUUUUCAGUGAACUUUGAAGCAGCCCAAAUUGAUAUAUAAGAACAAUUAAUCGUGUGUCUCAUAGUGAUGAACCUGCAAAUAAUUUUCCGCUGACUAUCCAACUCUGCUCAGCUUUUACAGAGUUUUAUAGUCAGUUUCAGCUGUUCGACUCACAACCUUUGUUUUGGUUCACCCUCCUAUAGCAUUAUUUUCAGCCAAAGAAGAAAGCUAUUUUCAGAAGCAAAGCUCUAAAAAUCCACUUUAGCCCACCUGCUCCGCACAAAACAGCAGACAGGAACAGUUGUAGAUUAACGGUUGAACAUAGUUACUGAGAUAUCUCCCUCAGCUGUUGGUGGAGAUGAAAACCUGAGCUAAAAGAGAGAAAAUAUUAGACUUCCAUUUAUCAGUUGGAAUGAUGAUGCUCUGUGACUGUAAAUAUUCAACAUAUUAAGGUUGUUUCUGCUGCUUGCAGUCAAUUUCUUACAUCUUUUAGCUGGAUUUUAUUUUCAUCACAUAUGUUGUGUUUUGCUGAUACCAGGGAAUCCUAUUAAUAAUUUAGUGAUUAUGUAAACUCUAAUUUGUGUGUGUGUGUGUGUGUGUGUGUGUGUGUGUGUGUGUGUGUUGAGGACAGCCAUAUUAUUGUGUGCAUAUUUUUUUGAAGAAACUGAAGAAUCUUUUAAUUUUUACAAGUAGUGUUGAUUUACAUAGUUGACCUGUUUAUAUGAUGCCUAUUUUCUAAAUCCUGUGCCUAAUAUGUUCUAAUAAUGUAUUGCUUCAUGUAUUUUACUAAUGGUAGGAUCGAAAAGGGGAAAUGUGUGUGAAAAUAAACCAUGUCUUUAAGAACUCCA